Molecule: messenger RNA, 4206 nt
Organism: Leptomonas pyrrhocoris
Lineage: Eukaryota; Euglenozoa; Kinetoplastea; Trypanosomatida; Trypanosomatidae
Exons: 1
Coding region: 1-4206 (1401 amino acids)
Source: RefSeq, a predicted model, not a curated record
AUGGAAAUGACUUCCUUUUCCAGGUCUGCCCUAGAGAUCCUGCAGGCCGCAGAGGAGGUUCUCACCCAACCCCGCCACGUCCGCAGCCAAAAGAAACCCACACCUGCGUACGCAUACAAGAGCACCAUAGACUACAACGACAUGCACAACGGUCGCGCCGCGCAUCAGGAUCCGAACUGCAACGGUCACAGCGUCGCCGUGCCAGAAGCGUCCACCGUUCGAGAGCUGCAGAGUCAGCUGAGUCGCGCGAUGCGAGAGCUCAUUGAACUGCGCGCCGAACUCGCCGCUGAGCGCGACCGCCGCAACGACACCCUGGCGGCGCUGGGGAAGCAGUGGAAGGAGGAGGUGAUGGUCGUCGUGCAUCGCCGCGACUCCGCCCUGCAGUCCGAUGUGGCCGAAGUCGAGGAGAAGCUCACGGCGCAGUGGAGAGAGAGCAACGAGAGCUGCGUGGUUCUUCGGCGACAGCUGGAAGAGGCCGUGCGAGCUGCGAAGGUGCGCGACACCGAUCGCUUUCAGCUGCGCGAGGAGCUGCAGGAAACAUCGCGGCAGAUGGACGAGCGGGUGGAGGUGGCGCUGGCGCAGAGCACCGCCGCCCGAGCAGACUGCAGCCGUCAGCUCGAGCAGGAGCGGGCGGCCCUCGCACAGCGGCUAGACGCGGAGCUGCUGCGGCUGGUCGAGAUGCGGCGUGCGGACCAACGGGCGCUGCAGGAGGCGCGAGAGGCGCUGCGACAGGACGGCCAGCGCAUGCGCGGUGAGGUGCAGCGGGCGGUACAGGAGGUGUGGGAGUCGUCCGCCGCCGCCCUCAUCAAGACGGCCACCGAACCCGUCGAGCAGCUUCGCGCGGAGCUACGACAGUGCAGGGCAGCGGUGCAAAGCGCAGAAGAAAAAGUGGCGGACUGCGUGCGCAGCUGCCAGGCGGAGUGUCGAUUGAACACGACGACCGCAGCGGAGCGGCUGCACGCGCUGGAGUCGAAGGAAGCCGUCGCCACGUCGCGCAUCGACCGGGCGGAGCGGAGGGCCGACGGCGCCUACGAGACGGUCCACCGAAUGGAGUCCGCCGUGCAGGGCGCCAAAGACGCUGCCGAGCGGGCGCAGCUGCAGGCCGCCGGUGCGCUGGAGCGCACGCAGAAGGUUGAGCACGCCCUCAGCGACCGCGACGCGCGCCUCCUCGCGGUGGAGUCCAACCUGCAUGCCGUGUCGACCGCCGAGGGUUUGAAGGCGGAGGUGGAGGCGUGCAAGCGGCAGGCCGGCCGGCUCGAGAGUCGCAUGGACGCCACCGGCGCCCUCUGUGAACGAGCCGAGCAGCUGGCGGAUAAAACAGUUCGGCAGGUAAGCGAGUUUAGCAACCGCGUCUCCAGCUGCGAGAAGUCGAUGCAGAGAGGCGUCGCGGCGGUGCAGGGCGUGCAAGAGUCGAUGGAGGUCUGCCAGGCCGACUGUCAGCAGAUCCGCGCCCAGUAUGAGGUGAGUGAAGGGGUGGUGCAGCGACACGGGCAGCUCAUGACGCAGCUCGAACAGCGCAUCAUGGGUCAGGAGAACCGCCUAGGGCUGUGGAGGCAGCAGCAGGAACAGCACGCGAGGGAUCAGCAGACAGCCCAGCGGGAGAUGACGGAGAGAGCGGAGGUGAUGCAUGCGACGGCGACCCGGGCCCAGCAGGUCAGCAGCGACGCACGGGCGGAGGUGAGCCGGCUGGAGCGGCGCGUCGACGAUGUGGACCGCGCUCUCACGUCCGCCUCGGCGGAGGUCACCGCCGUGCGUGCAGCAGCGGAGAGCCUGCGGACGCAGGGGUUGGAGAUGCAGCGGCAGCUGCAACAGCAGGAGGAUCAGCUGCAGCAGGCGGAGGCACGAGUGCUGGAGGUGGUGGGGCCGCGGACGGAGUUGGAGCACAACGUGGCACAGCGCUUCGAACGAAGCGAGUCGCAUGCGGAGCGUCUCGGUCAGAAGUUGGCGCAGUGCGAGAGGAAGCUUCAAGAAAUGGGAGGGCGAGUGCAGGACUACUUGAACGACGCCAUUCAGCGUCACGUAGGCGAGUCGCAGCGACAGCUGCUGUCUGCGCUAAGCGAGGGUCUCUCGCGCGUGUCGGAGCGGGUGAGCACUGUGGAGAGCACCGUGACGGAGGUGCAGGCCAGGAGCGGCGACAUGCCGAGCCAGGUUCAGUCGCUGCAGAAAACCUCGUCGGCACUGCAGCGCAGCCUGCAAACCCUCGAGGAAGAUCUUCAAGCGUUACGUGGACACGUGGAUCAGCUCUCUCUCCACGCCGAAGGGCAGAGUGGCGAUCACCAGCAGCUCGGCGCGGUGCGACAGGAGGUGGCACGACUAACGGCCGUGCAGCAACGACUCCAGCAGGAUCUGCUGCAGCUGCAGGAGAUGAUGCGGACCUUACGCGAGGUGCAGCUCGCCGCAGCUGGUCAGCCGCGAGAUCCGACGCUCAGCCAACUCGGUGGGUCGCAGGCGCAGACCGCCAGCACCGAGAUCGCACGCACAACCGAGGCGGACUCCUCCUCACCCUCCGCGCGCGUUCCCACUGGUACGGGCCAGCAGUCUUCGCCGCACACCGCUGCCAUCGAGCCGCGGCAGCCGACGAGCGCCGCGGUGACGCCGCCACUCGUGGCAAGCCACACAAAAAUGGCCCCGACGCUGCAGGCGCAGCAGGACCGGCAGCGCGCCUCGUCGAGCAGCACCAACGGCGGGAGCAAAGACAGCAGCGUCGAGCGGCCCCCGUCGCACCUCAGCGGCGUUUCCUCCGUGCGACCGGCGGAAGAAGAGGUGGCGCAGCUGCACUCCGUCGCUGAGCCCGCCGCCGGCACAGCCUCUUCACCUCCCGAUAGCGACGAUGACGACAACGACAGAGUUGACGCGUUGCAACCCAACGUGAAGUCCUACGUGCGGUCUCCACAGAGGACUGGGCUGCCCAGCGUGCACGCGGUGGCGAUCGCGAGCUUGUGCGGUGCGGCCGAGACGGUCGAGCAGCUCAGCGCACCGGUCGUGUCGUCCUCCGUGCCGGCGCCGGGGCCUGUCAACACGAGCCACCCAACUGUCAUUCGUAGCUUCGCCACCGUUGACACGGCGUCGUCGGACAGCGAUAUUGAGGUGGAGGAUCUGCGGCCGCAGUCAACGAGGGCGAGGGCGGCAGCAGAGGAAGAGGAGGAGGAGCACGCAGACGACGCCUCGAGCGAGUUGACGACGGCCGUCACGCUGACAAGUGAGGAAGCCGUCACGCCGACCACGUCAGGCAGUCGUCGCACGCGGCCCGCCACGGCGCAACGUCGCACCGUCGCGAUGGCCGCAGCGUGGGGACAGCCGCAGCCGUCGCCGACGGACUCCCCACCGGACCACACACCGCUGGCGCCGCCGAGUGCCGCCCGACCCGCAAACGCGCAGGAGGGGGCAACAGAGGAGGUACGGAGGACAGAGACGGUGCAGUCACCCGCGUCGAACGAUGACGAAGGCGACGGCGACAGCGAUGCGGUGCAGGCGCUGAUCGCACAGUCCUCCUAUGACGAGGACGACGCAGAUGAUCGGAGCGGCGAUGGGCUGCUGCGACGCCGACCAGGGACGAGAACGCAAGGAGGCAACGCAUGGGCAACCACUCAAAGGGCCGCCGCACCGCCACACCCGCAGCAGCCGGCAGGGGCGGGGAGUUCGGUGCCGGCACCGCGACGUCCGCAGUGGGACGACUGGGACGAGGAAGACGCCGAGGACGACGGCGACGGCGACGACGGUCGCAGCAACAACAGCGUCGUCGAAGACGUCUCCACACCCGCAGCGCCGGCACACUGCAGCCUCCACGCCGGCGCGGCUAUGGCGACGAGCAACAUCGAGGAGGUGGAGGAGGUGCCCAUCGCGGCGCCGCCACAGCCCUCUGCGACGUCCGCAAACACGAGUGCCUCGUCAGCGUCGCCGAGUCAGAUGGCGGCCACCACCGUGCACCACCGCAGCGCCGGCGCCGGUGCCGUCGAGGAGCUGCGGGCAACGGAGCGGCGGAUCUUUGUGGGAGCGGCGGGGAGUGCCCUCGCCGGCUCACCGGAGCCCCGAUACGUCGUGCCACGCCACGGCCAGAACACAACGUCGUCGUCGUCGUCGUCAGCGGAGCGGGCGGAGGCGCUCGGGCUGCGGACGGCGGGUCAGGCCGCACCGGCCCAGCGGUCUGCGUUGCAGGUGCGACAGUACAGCAGCUUUGACGACUCCAGCACGAGUGACGACGACUAA